Raphanus sativus (radish) is the source of this 2172-nucleotide messenger RNA. RefSeq lists its product as uncharacterized. The transcript has 5 exons. Bases 1 to 2172 code for a protein of 723 amino acids. The record is from RefSeq and is a predicted model, not a curated record. Gene Ontology annotation, biological process: proteolysis. NCBI's taxonomy places the organism in Eukaryota, Viridiplantae, Streptophyta, Magnoliopsida, Brassicales, Brassicaceae. Gene Ontology annotation, molecular function: aspartic-type endopeptidase activity.
AUGAAGCACGCCCACCGGUUCGAGAUUGGACUUGCAGUGAUCUACUGGAGCGGGGGACUUGAAGCGGGGUUGGGAAUCAGAGCACCACCUGUGGCGAACAACAACUUCGAGAUCAAGUCAGGGCUACUCAACACCAUUGAACACAACAAGUUUCAUGGCCUGGCAGCUGAAAAUCCUAUUGAUCACUUGUACAAGUUUGAUCAGUAUUGUAGCUUGUCCAAGACAAAUGGUGUCUCUGAAGAUGCAUUCAAGCUGAAGUUGUUUCCCUUCUCUUUGGGAGACAAGGCACAUCAGUGGGAGAGUCAAGAGGUUCCUCCUAAGGUGAAUGAAGUUGAUGGUUUGGGAGGGCAAGAAGAGUUGUGCUUCAUCAAUGCUAAUGGCACCUGGUAUAGGAAAGAGCCAAACUUUCAAUACCAAAACAACUACCAGCAAAGACCUCACUACAACAAUCAGCAAGGAGGACACCAGGCCACGCAAAGCUACCCUCCUGGUUUCAGCAACCAAAGUAAUCAGUCUACUCAAGCUCAAGGCAGUUCUUCUCAAGCUGCAUCUUCAGAUUCAAGUGUGGAUUCUAUGUUCAAGAAACUCUUGGAAUUUCAAGCCAGAAAUGAGAAGACAAUGGUUUAUGAGUUCAAGAACAUCCACACAAAGAUUGAUGGGAACUACUCUGACCUCAACAACAAGUUCUUACAACUUGCAUCUCGCUUCAACACUUUGGAGAGUCAGGUCGCCUCUAUGCCAUCAUCUUCCAAGAGCUCAAUGGGAUCUCUACCAGGGAAACCAGAAAAGAAUCCCAAGGAGUCUUGCAAUGUAGAUGAGAUUGAGAAGCUAGUGUUUGGGACUGAGCUUGGAAAAAUUGAGAAAUUGGUUGUAGCAACAGCUGAAGCACAGAUGGUGGAUAAAGCUAUGGAAAGGGUUCAGGUACAAGCAGAAAGGAAGGUUGAAGCAACGAAUCUGCUGAGAGUUGAGCCUAGUGCUGAGAAACCAGUUGAGAAGAGAGCUGACCAGAAGCUGAAAGAGGUGACGAAAGACGACACUGAGAUUGAGCUGUCACCAUAUGACAAGCUCCCUUUUCCACAAAGGGUCCUCACCAAAGCUCAGAAAAAGGUUAUCUCCAAGUUCAGGAAAGAUCUUAGUGAUGUUGGGGUCAGGCUCCCAGAAAUCUCUGGUAUGCGUGAAGCUCAUGUCCAAAUGAUGCUCAUCAAGGACAUUCUAGACCACCAAACAGAAGUGGCCGAGCUUUUGGACAUCUCCAUUUUGAAGAUUGAUCCACCAGUCCCUCCACAGUCCCUCCCUAAACUAGAAUCUCAAGGAAAGUUCACAUUGUCUUGCUCCCUUGGUAAGAUCACUAUGAAUGAUGCUUUGGUUGAUUCUGGUGCAAGUGUGAAUGUGAUCUCAUUGGAAAUGGUGAAAAGUCUUGGUAUUGAAGGCAUGGAGCCAAACACAUCUUCUCUCAUGUUUGGUGAUUCAUCUUCUACAACCCCUAUUGGCAUCAUCAAGGAUUACCCUUUGAAGAUUGGAGCAUGCACCAUUCCUAUAGACCUCACUGUCCUGAAGAUGGCAACUGAGAAGAGAGUUCCUUUGAUCCUUGGCACUCCAUUUCUCACAACAGUUGGAGCAUGUAUUGAUUUCCCAAACAAGAAGGUCACACUCCUCAAUGUGAACAAGACUGUCUCUUACCCAAUCCAAUCUCCAAUGGAUGUUAGGUAUUGUGGAACAAUCACUUGUGAAGAACCAUCCAUUGAGAAGAUCCAAGCUAAAGUGGAUGUUCCUGAGAAAGACGAUCUUGUUGGAGAGUCCUCUAAAAAGAUGUGUGAUGAGCACUUGGAAAGUGCUAAAAAGGAAGAGGUGAGUAGAGCCACAAAGGCUGCUCAUGGCAUAAAGAAGAUAGUGAAAGAAACUCAUCCUCCACCUCUUGAUAAGACUCCUCACACUCUCACUCUCCACCCAAUGAAGCUCAAGGAUGGAGCCAUUGAGUACAAGAUCAAGUGCAAAGGCAUGUCCAAGCCAUUCUCAAGUGCAAGGGCCAUCAUCACUCCUCAGCUUCAAAACGACCCCAUCAAGCUCCAAGAGCUCCUCUCUCAGGUCCUCACCAUCACUCUUGAAGAAGUUUCAGGCCAGCUCAAAGCUCAAGCUCUAGACACCCAUUACCACACUUCACUCUCCACUUGA